CUCGAUGCUACCGACUAACCAACUGUCACUCAACUCACGCGCAUUGACGCAUAUUUUCAUCGAUGAUCAUCGGAAAAUUGCGACUAUUAACUCUGUGUCACGGAAAGUGCUUCGAUGUUUUUGCGAAGAUUUUCCAGGAAAAGCGACAGGUCGAUCGUUUGAUCGUUAUUGGAUAGAUGUAAAUCCUCCAUAGUCUUGCGUAGGACGCGCAUAAAUAAAGAAGCGUAUCUAACCGUUCCUUCAAUUACUUAUAAACAUUUCGCUUUGUCGAGCUAUCAAUAUGCCAAUUUUAUACAGUGUGGUAGCUCGUGGGACAAUCAUAUUGGCGAAACAUGCCGCUUGCGUUGGAAAUUUUGAGGAAGUUACAGCUAAAAUCUUGGCUAAGAUACCGCCAGAAAAUGACAAACUAACAUACUCCCAAGGGCCUUAUCUUUUUCACUAUAUUUGUGAAAAUUACAUCAUUUACAUGUGUAUUACAGACGAUGAUUUUCAAAGAUCUAGAGCAUUUUUAUAUCUUAACGAAAUUAAGAGAAGAUUCUUGGCUGUUUAUGCACCAGGUGCUCAAACUGCCGUAGCAUAUGCCAUGAAUACCGAAUUUGGCCAUGUUUUAGCCAAUGAAAUGAAACAUUACAGUGAGUCCAAAGAUCUUGACAGAUUAUCCAAGGUUCACGGUGAACUAGAUGAACUUAAAGAUAUUAUGGUGAAAAAUAUUGACAAUAUAGCAAUGCGUGGUGAACGAUUAGAGCUGCUUGUAAACAAAACGGAAAAUUUAUCUGCCAAUUCUGUUACAUUCAGAAAGACGAGCAGAAAUUUAGCGCGUUCCUUAUUUUGGAAAAAUGUCAAGAUCUACUUUAUUGUUGGCUCAAUUUUGAUCGUUGUAAUAUAUGUGAUUGUGUCUAUAACAUGCGGAGGUUUAGCUUGGCAAAAAUGUGUGGGAAAUUAAUGUAUAUUCAUGGUAAAGUGUUCCAAUCCCGAAUGAAUAAAUGUGGAUUAAAGGAAAAUGUGCGGAAACUUAGAAUGAGACUGACGACGAUAAUUAAUUCACAAAAUUAUAACUUAUAAACAAGCAAAUUUAUUGUUAUAUCUAAGUUUUUCAUAAUAUGAUAAGAACAUAUACCAAUAUGUAUGAAUAUAUAUAAGUGCGCAAUAUUUAUAUCUAUAAUGCUUAUAUAAUCGUUAUUUUACAAGUAAUAUAACACAAUUACUGUUGAUAAGCAAACACAGAAUAUUGCGGCAAUAUUACAACAUUGCAGCAAUGUUGCGGCAAUGUAGUUGCAAUAUUUUGGUUUGCUGGGAAGGUAUAUACACUAAAAUAGAUUUUGAUUUUUUACUGCAGGAUAUGCACAUUAUAUCUUCUACAAAAAUAAAAACAGUAUAGUCAAAUGUUAA
Molecule: messenger RNA, 1389 nt
Organism: Camponotus floridanus (Florida carpenter ant)
Lineage: Eukaryota; Metazoa; Arthropoda; Insecta; Hymenoptera; Formicidae
Gene: Vamp7
Product: vesicle-associated membrane protein 7
Exons: 6
Coding region: 281-943 (220 amino acids)
Biological process (GO): exocytosis; vesicle fusion
Cellular component (GO): membrane; SNARE complex
Molecular function (GO): SNAP receptor activity; SNARE binding
Source: RefSeq, a predicted model, not a curated record